UAGCGUUCACGUAGGUAGAAUUAACUGCAAUUUUCAUUGACCAAGCAAUUGUUUUUAAAGAUUCGGAACUGUGUCUCGAAAUUACUAAAGCAUAUUCAUGAAGCCGCCAUUGAAGUUUAACUCAGGGGCUACGCAAUGGCGGUCGAUGAAAAAUCUGUCUGUUUUAAACUGUCUCGUCGAAGUUCAUGAGUGUGUCUGGCAGAUUUAACAGGGUUGUGUUGAAACUGGGAAAGCAAAUCUUCACGAAGUGUAAGAGGUGACUCCCAGGGGUGUUGUCAAGAUCGUACGGCAGUGUCAGUAGCUUGCGGUAUCGACCGAUCGACUUUGAGUUGACGCAGAUUUACCAGUCCUUGCUCCAGAUUUCAGGAAAUAUAAAUGUACAGAAACAUGCAGAGAUAGCAUCGUGAGUGACCAUGAGUUGACUGUAACCACCCAUCGGUGGUCAUGCUGAAUUUCCUUGGCCUUAUACAAUGAGACCGAAACUUGUGAUCUGGAGAAUACAUUUGAAGAGUCACUGAUUGAUCUGAAGCUCAACCAAUCAGAAAAGAGCAACCAUGGCGAUAGUAGAUGUGGAGUUCAGGAAUCGCCUAAAAGCUCUGGAAGAGAGAGUUCGAGAUGCUAAGUCAGAGAUCCAUGUGGAUGGAUUGUUGGACAGUGUGACUGCUUUGGUGGCUGACUGUAACUUCCCAGGGCUGAGGAGGAACAAGAAUGUGGAGAAUUUCCUCAACAGAUAUGCCGGCCCAGUGGACAUGAUCAAUGGCUGCCGUCUCAAGGCUGACGACUUUGAAGUGGUCAAGGUCAUUGGGCGAGGAGCAUUUGGUGAAGUGCAAUUAGACAGUGUGACUGCUUUGGUGGCUGACUGUAACUUCCCUGGGCUGAGGAGGAACAAGAAUGUGGAGAAUUUCCUCAACAGAUUGACUCAGAAGGUGUAA
Molecule: messenger RNA, 932 nt
Organism: Liolophura sinensis
Lineage: Eukaryota; Metazoa; Mollusca; Polyplacophora; Chitonida; Chitonidae
Product: rho-associated protein kinase 1-like
Exons: 6
Coding region: 555-932 (125 amino acids)
Biological process (GO): cortical actin cytoskeleton organization; Rho protein signal transduction; embryonic morphogenesis
Cellular component (GO): cytoplasm; cytoskeleton
Molecular function (GO): Rho-dependent protein serine/threonine kinase activity
Source: RefSeq, a predicted model, not a curated record